GUUAUGUGACUGGGCCGCGCGAGUGUUGACAGGACAGGAAACCCGUGUGACUGUGGAGGCCAGAUAAAGCUUGGUGAGGUUAGUCUGGAGGAGUUGUGUGUACGGUGGUGACGCGCGGCUGAGGCUUUCCUCACACUCCCUCUAAUACACGGAAGUCGUGAAGAGAGAGAUGGGGCGGUGGAGUGCAGUGGUGAUGAUGGUGGUGGUGGUGGUGGUGAUGGCGGCGGCACAAGAGAGAGUAGACAGCUGCCAUUCAAAGAGGAACUGCAAAGACUGUAUCCAGACACCCGACUGUAUGUGGUGCACUAAUCCCAAGAUGGUACCAACCAAGAUUGAACACCAGAUUUUCUGCCGACACAUUAGCACCAACGUCACCGAAUUUUGCGACGAAGAGAACCUCGAAAACCCCACCAACUUCAUGAACAUCGUCGUCCAGAACCAACUGACUGAAACGGGCAAGAGGACGACUGCAGAAGACGAAGAGAACAUUAUCCAGAUUACACCCCAGAGAAUUAAGCUCAAACUACGAAAAGGUACGCCAAUCAACGUCACCCUGACCUACAGACAAGCUCGAGACUACCCGAUUGACCUCUACUACCUGAUGGACUUGUCUAACUCCAUGAACGACGACAAGCAAAAGCUGGGAGAACUCGGGGAUGAGUUGGCGACACUGUUGAGUCAACUCACCAAACAAUACCAGCUGGGCUUUGGAUCCUUUGUCGAUAAGGUCAUGAUGCCGUAUGCUGACACUGCACCCAAUAAAAUCGACAAACCGUGUCAUGGAUGCGCCCCGCCAUUCUCCUUCAGGAACGACCUCCCUCUAGACAAAAACCCCAAACUUUUUACACGUAAAGUAAAGGAGGUGCCCAUGUCUGGCAACUUGGAUGCACCAGAAGGCGGUUUCGACGCUCUCAUGCAGGCGAUGGUGUGUAAGGAAAUAGGCUGGAGGGAGCAGGCGCGUCGGAUUAUUAUCUUCUCCACGGACGCCAAGUUUCACCAGGCGGGCGACGGACGAUUGGCCGGAAUCGUGCAGCCCAAUGAUGAGAAGUGCCACUUGAACAACAAGAAUGAAUACGACCAGUACGACAAGUACGACUAUCCCUCUAUUGCCCAGAUCAAUAAGGUGUCUAAGGAGCAUAACAUCAACGUGAUCUUCGCUGUGUCGAAUUACGUGAAUCUCUACAGGGAACUCUCCAGCCUGAUCGAAACGUCCUCUUACGGAAAACUGGACAAUAACUCCGCCAAUGUUGUCAGGCUAGUGGAUGAACAGUACAAAAAAAUCUCCUCCGUUUUGCGCCUGACGGACAACAGCACCAAUUCCCCGGUCAGUAUCCGCUACUUCUCCAGCUGCAAGGGUGGAGAUUCACCCGUCAACACCAAAAUGUGUAAGCAAAUCAGAGAAGGAGACACGGUCAGCUUUACCCUGGAAGUUACGGCCAACGAGUGCAGGGAGGAUGAAACAAAAUCCAUCGUGGAAGUCAAGACGUUAGAAGACAACCUCAUCCUUGAGAUCGAGUACGAAUGCUCCUGCAGUUGUGAGGCCCAGGCUGUGAAGCAGAACGACCCAAAGUGCAACUCUAAUGGCGUUCUUAUAUGUGGUGUGUGCUCCUGUAACCAGGGAUACAGGGGUGAUAACUGCCAGUGUAGCAUUAGUGACACUUCUGCCAGCAGUGAAGAAGACAAGAAGCUGUGUAGAGCCAAGGUCGAUGAGAGGGAGUGUUCGAGUCGGGGCUUCUGUAGCUGCGGUACUUGCGUGUGCACGGACAGCGUGAACGUGCACGGGAGAUACUGUCAGUGUGAUAAGCGGAAGUGCAUCUCAGGGCCUAAGGAAACGUGCUCUGGCCAUGGCGAUUGUGACUGCAACUCGUGUAAGUGUCGACAGGGCUACACAGGCGGGCUUUGUGAGUGUAAGGACGACUCUGCCUGCAAAGAACCUGGCUCGCAGAUGGUGUGUUCCGGCCACGGUGAGUGUGCCUGUGGCAAGUGUAAGUGUACCCCGGAUGGCGACACUACUUACACCGGCCAGUACUGUGAGGAAUGUCUAACCUGCCCAUCUGGAAAAUGCUUCAGCUUCAAGGAUUGUGUUCAGUGUAUACAAUUCGGGACGGGCGCCCUGAGCAAAGAGGCGUGUACUAAGUGUAACGUCACCACCACUGUUACCCAGAGCCUGAACGGUCAGGUAGAACUUGGUGCUCGACUGUGUACCUUCGAGGACGAGGAAGGUUGCUACUUCAACUUUACUUACCGCUACAUCGGCGCCAGGAGAGAUGACGAAUUAAAAUACGAUAUUUAUGUCCAGGAGGACCGACAGUGCCCAGAGGCCGCGCCCGUGAUGGGUAUCAUCUUCGGUCUGGUGGCUGCUAUCGUGGCCCUUGGGAUCCUCACUCUCUUAAUCUGGAAGUUGCUUACUUCCUUCCACGACCGCCAGGAGUACGCCAAGUUCUUGAGGGAGAGAGAUGCAACAGUCUGGCCUACGGAAGAAAACCCGCUAUACAAGGGUGCAGAAACUACCUUCAAGAACCCGGCCUACGACAGCAAAUAAAAGGAGCUUCUGAGUGUGCCACCAACACCCUCUUCUCACCUUAAUGGGUCUGACCCACUAAAAACACCUGUUAAUAAGUGAAAACAAACGCAUCAAUAUAAACUUUGGCAAUA
Homarus americanus (American lobster) is the source of this 2655-nucleotide messenger RNA. RefSeq names its product integrin beta-PS-like. The transcript has 19 exons. NCBI's taxonomy places the organism in Eukaryota, Metazoa, Arthropoda, Malacostraca, Decapoda, Nephropidae. Gene Ontology annotation, biological process: cell migration; cell adhesion mediated by integrin; integrin-mediated signaling pathway. Bases 170 to 2542 code for a protein of 790 amino acids. The record is from RefSeq and is a predicted model, not a curated record. Gene Ontology annotation, cellular component: integrin complex; cell surface; focal adhesion. Gene Ontology annotation, molecular function: integrin binding.